This is a messenger RNA of Sclerotinia sclerotiorum 1980 UF-70, 828 nucleotides long. RefSeq names its product mitochondrial 2-oxodicarboxylate. Lineage: Eukaryota; Fungi; Ascomycota; Leotiomycetes; Helotiales; Sclerotiniaceae. Gene Ontology annotation, biological process: transmembrane transport. The transcript is spliced from 4 exons. The record is from RefSeq and is a predicted model, not a curated record. Bases 1 to 828 code for a protein of 275 amino acids.
AUGUACCCGUUAGAUGUCGUAAAGACUAGAGUACAACUGCAAACUAGUUCCGCUGGACCGGAUGGAUACAAUGGCAUGGUGGAUUGCUUCAGAAAGAUCAUUAAGAAUGAAGGUAUCUCACGAUUAUAUCGCGGAAUCGAAGCCCCAAUCCUAAUGGAAGCGCCCAAACGUGCCACCAAAUUCGCAGCCAACGAAUCAUGGGGAAAAUUCUACCGCGACAUAUUCGGCGUCGCCAAACAAAACCAAUCCCUCGCCAUUCUCACCGGAGCCACCGCUGGAGCAACCGAAUCAUUCGUAGUCGUCCCGUUCGAACUCGUCAAAAUCCGUCUACAAGAUCGCGCCUCCGCUGGAAAAUACUCCGGAAUGGUAGACUGCGUGAGCAAAAUUGUGAAAGCCGAGGGACCAUUAGCUCUGUACAACGGACUAGAAAGUACAAUGUGGAGACACAUUUUAUGGAACGCCGGAUACUUUGGCUGUAUCUUCCAAGUCAAGGCACUAAUGCCCCAACCCGACAACAAGAAGCAGGAAAUGCUAGUCAACAUGAUAUCGGGAGCAAUCGGUGGAACCACCGGUACAAUCCUCAACACGCCCAUGGAUGUCGUUAAAUCGCGCAUUCAAAAUAGUCCCAAGGUAGCCGGCUUAGCACCAAAAUACAACUGGGCCUGGCCAGCUCUCGGAACCGUCAUGAAGGAAGAAGGUUUCGCUGCACUCUACAAAGGAUUCUUACCCAAGGUCCUCAGAUUAGGACCCGGUGGUGGUAUUUUACUCGUUGUCUUUACUGGAGUCACUGAUUUCUUCAGGAAAAUGCGCGAGGAGAAGGGAUUGUAG